CGCCCACCAACAUCCCACCAUGUCCCGCCAGAUUGAUAUUCGUCGCUUCCUGCGGCCUGGCGGUGCAUCAGGCAAGGCAGAUGAGGAGCCCCAGCAGCACCACGAGGAGCAGCCGACAGGUGAGAUGGCAAUCUCGACAAAGACGUGCUGUGAAAUACACUGAUGUGUGUUCUGUGUUCGUGUGUGUGUCAGAUUUCAGCAGCCCGGAGGCCCAGGCCAUCGCCAGCGACAUCGUCACACGGCGACAGCUGGUGAGUCGUCACACCACAUGAAGCAAACACACACACAUGGAUGUGUCUGUCUGAUGUUUGUCGGUGUCAGGCCGCCCCGCCGCCCAAUGCGUCGCUGUGUGGCGUCCCGCCCGAGAAGCUGGCCGGCGUGUGUGACCACAUGCCAACACUGGAGGCCAUCCGCCUGGCCCUCAUCAACAAGACCAUGGAAGACACUUGCCGUUCGCCGUUCGUCACCCGCCAACUGAUCAUCACCCCCGCCACCCACAAGCUGUGGCGCAGAGCAUCGCGGGCCGUCCUGCGGCAGCUGCGGGGGCGGCUGACCCACCUGCAGACGGCCGCCAUCACCACAGACGACGAGGUCUACUCGCGGGGGCCCGAUAUAUAUCAGGACCGGCCGGGCGAUGAUGCCGCCAGUGACGACGGGCGAGAAGAGGAGAAUGACGCUGAGGCCGAGGGCACUGAGGAGGUGACGGCGGGGCGUGGCCGCGCCCUCGGCCAUCGGGGAGUGUACGCCAAGGUGCUCGAGGGUUCGGCGGCAUCGCUCAGGAACUGUCGACUGGAGGACAAGACGACCACCGCGUCCGUCUCGCCCGUCACCGACAGCCCUCGGCCGCCGAGGGUCACCUUCGGCAAGAUUGAGGAGGUGGUGCUCUGCGGCGCACUGUGGCAGGGCGCGGCCCAUGAUCGGCGAUGGUCCCUCCCCGCCCUCAAGACACUCGUCAGCAGCAGCUUUUCCAUUGCGCCCCGGUACCUCAUGAGCUGGAUCGAGGCGUCGCCCCACCUCACCCACCUCCACGUAAGACUCUUCGGCCUCCCUUUUUUCACCUAUUUCCUGUCGGCCGCCCCCUCCCUGACCAACCUGACCUCGCUGGGCUGCAUUCUUCUUACGGAGACGAACCCCUCAUCGUGGGAGCCGCUGCUGAGUGUCCUGGAGGCCAAGGGGGCGGUCGGCCGCAUCGAGACGCUCGGCGUGUGCCUUGACGUGGUGGGCCUGGAGCCGGAUGGCAUUCUCACCAUACUGCGAGCCCUCGACACGGCCAUCCGUCGGCUGGCUGGUCUGGGCAUAUCGGCUGCCGACACUCAAGUGACAGCCAUUCCCGUCACAUCAUGGGACGACAACAUCAUGACCAACGUGGUCAACCAGCCACACCAUCAGGUGGACAGCGGCGCGUCCCAGUCGUCUUCGAGCGCUGCAGCUGUGUGUGAGCCGUCUGUGGGCGGCGGGAGGAGGGCGCCUCUCUUCCCCAACAUGGUGCCUACAAAUGACCAUGACGACGAUGCGAGUGGCGAGAUGGCCGAUAAGAAGCCCGCCCAGCGGCCCUUCAAGUUGCUCGUCUAUGUGCCCUCUUCAUUCGACGAGAGGCUGCUGCGUCUCGACCUGACGGACACCGACGUGCUGGCCAAGAAGAUCAUCCGCGAGAUGGCCCGCGUGGCUGAGUCAAUGAAGGUCAAGACUGUGUCGGGCGCGGCACCGGCUGCCAGGGGCAGCUUCGGCAACUACGUGUUCGAGUCGCUGACCGAAUUGACCAUCGAAGACUCCCUUGCUGUCACCAACGGCGUGCUGCCGUCGCUCCCAGCCGCCCCAUGCAACCGCUUCCCGCGACUGCAAUCCGUCGACUUCCUGCUCCCGUCCAUCCAUUUGGUUCGAGAGGGCGGAGUGAGGGAGCUGGUCGCGCCAGUCAAGGGGCAGCUCAAAAGGGCAAUCCUCUGUCUUGCCGACUUCCCCAGCCGAUACGACACGAGCUACGGCACGGGCCAGCCGCCGCCAAGUGAGGCCGCCCCCGGCCUCCUCGCACAGCUGGCGCUCGAGUGUCUUGACGUGACCGGCCAUGUGGACCAGGUGGGGUUGAGCUUUCUGCCCACACAGCCUAUCGGGGCAUUCCGGCCAGAGACCUGCCCCAUCAACCACCCCUUCACGACGCCCGAGCUCGCCGCCCGCCUGCCGUCCACGAAGAAACUGGUCGUGAGCAUCCCCUACUGCGUCCACGACCGAUUCGGCGAUGUCCAGACCGACUUCAUUAUGACCGUCAUCAACAACACACCGGACCCCGAGCGUGUGAUCUUCAGCGAGGACGUGACUCAGGAUUUGGUCAGCUUCAACCAGCUCCAGGUGCGUCACUCCCCGGCCUAUUUGGCGUCUGGUGCUGUGGAUGGGGCCCUGGCAUCGGCCGGAUCGCCGUUCGUGGUGGUCAAGACGGACGAUACCGAACUUACACUGGAGCAAUAGAGAAGGAGUGUCCAGCAGACCGGGUGGAUGGGAGAGAGAGAGAGAGGAGGAGACGGGUCCUUUUCAAGUGAGGCACGAACCAGAGAGGGGAUGAAUGCCGUGAGUGUGGUGUAGAAUGUGGUUUUGCUGGAUGGGUCUGACCAUCCGGGUGGGCGUCGAUGUCCUCCUUUGCUGUGUGGACACGUUUAUCGCGUUUAUCGUAAUCCUUUUUCGAC
Molecule: messenger RNA, 2675 nt
Organism: Vitrella brassicaformis
Lineage: Eukaryota; Vitrellaceae
Source: the annotation of a GenBank genome assembly